Messenger RNA from Xenopus laevis (African clawed frog), 4078 nucleotides. It is a transcript of the gene asic4.S, whose product is annotated as acid sensing ion channel subunit family member 4 S homeolog. Gene Ontology annotation, biological process: sodium ion transmembrane transport; sodium ion transport. The record is from RefSeq and is a predicted model, not a curated record. Gene Ontology annotation, molecular function: ligand-gated sodium channel activity; sodium channel activity. Gene Ontology annotation, cellular component: membrane; plasma membrane. NCBI's taxonomy places the organism in Eukaryota, Metazoa, Chordata, Amphibia, Anura, Pipidae. The coding region runs from base 523 to 2130 and encodes 535 amino acids. The transcript has 10 exons.
UCUCCUGCUUUCCUGCUCUCUUCCUUACCCCCACUCACACACUCACACACAUACACCUACAUCUAUAAAACACAUUCACUCUCUUGUGUCCCUGUCUCUCUGGUGUAACAUGGGGAUCCCUCUCCCUCCCUCAGCCAGGGGAUUGUUGUAGCACUUGUGUAGAGGCUUUGCUGCCUGUGCCGGGGUAAGGAAGCACAAGAGGAGACAAGAUUUUCAUCCCUCGCUCACAGCUGUGCCUGCCGAGAUAAAGCAAAGUCACUGGGAUACAAACCUUAAAGCAGGGAAGGACCAAGCAGCCAAGAUCAGCACUAAGAACCUCUGCUGCUUGCUGGACUCUCACUCUGUUUUUAGUUCAGUUUUUUACAAUUCAAUUUUGGGGGGGAAUUACUGGGGAUUCAGGCUCUCUACUAUCACUUCUAUAUAAGAAAAAGGCAGUUUGAUCCUAAAAGGGGGAGCAGGGUCAGGGGGGUCUAGCAACAUCUCUACAGCCCCUUAACCCUGUCUCCCCAAAUUUUCUUGCCAAUGCCCAUCGAGAUAGUCUGCAAGAUCAAGUUUGCAGAUGAGGAUGGGAAUCAGAAGGAGAAGGAGGAAGGGGAAAGGGAGAGUCUGAUUGGGGACGAGGUACCAGCAGCCGGACGGGACUUAGCCACAUUUGCCAGCACUAGCACCCUCCAUGGGCUGCGGCACAUCUUCCAAACUGGCAGACUGGACAUCAAGCCAACCCUGUGGGCCCUGGCAUUCUUGGCUUCACUCUUGUUUUUUCUAUACCAGGUGGCAAAAUGCACUCAAUACUACCUGGAGCACCCCCAUGUCACUGCCGUGGACGAGGAGGUGAUGGGGGAGAUGAUUUUUCCAGCCAUCACCAUCUGUAAUAUCAACCGCUUCCGCCACUCAGCUCUGACGGAUCCUGACAUUUAUCACCUGGCUAAUCUCACGGGCCUGCCGCCCAAAGACCGAGAAGGGCAUCGAGACUCGGAUUUAAUGUACGAUGAUCCUGACAUGCUGGACAUUGUGAAUAGGACUGGGCAUCAGCUUGCAGAGAUGCUGAAGAGCUGCAACUUUAGUGGGGACAGCUGUUCUGCACAUAACUUCUCUGUGGUUUUUACAAGGUAUGGGAAAUGUUACACCUUCAAUGCCGACAAGAAGCACCCAAAGGUGACCAGACAAGGAGGCAUGGGCAAUGGGCUGGAAAUAAUGCUGGACAUUCAGCAGGAAGAGUAUCUCCCAAUCUGGAGAGAGACCAAUGAAACAUCCUUUGAGGCAGGAAUCAGGGUGCAGAUUCACAGCCAGGAUGAGCCCCCUUAUAUCCACCAGAUGGGGUUUGGCGUGUCUCCAGGAUUUCAGACGUUCGUCUCGUGCCAGGAGCAGAGGAUGACAUAUUUGCCCCAGCCUUGGGGUAACUGCAGAUCUAGCAUUCCAGGGAAGGAGUUACUACCAGGUUACAGCACAUACAGUAUCUCAGCCUGUCGCCUGCAGUGCGAUAAGGAAGCCGUCGCUAGGAAUUGUGCCUGUCGCAUGGUACAUAUGCCAGGAAAUGAAACAAUCUGCUCUCCUAAGCUGUAUAUGUGUGCUGACCACAUUCUAGACUCUAUGGUUGAAGAUACCAGUGAAAAGUGCUCCUGUCCCACCCCGUGCAACUUGACUCGCUACAGCAAGGAGAUUUCCAUGGUUCGAAUUCCCAACAAGGGAUCUGCUCGUUAUCUGGCUCGAAAGUACAAUAAAAAUGAGACCUACAUCAGAGAGAAUUUCCUUGUUCUGGACAUCUUCUUUGAAGCUCUUAACUAUGAAAUCAUUGAGCAAAAGAAGGCAUAUGACCUGCCCAGUUUACUAGGUGACAUUGGAGGCCAAAUGGGUCUAUUUAUUGGGGCCAGUUUUCUUACCAUACUGGAAAUCUUGGAUUAUGUGUAUGAGGUGAUUAGAGAUAAAGUAAAGAGGGUUGCUAGCAGAAAGCAAUCUCCUGCAAAGAAGCCAUCAGAGAAUAUAGCGACACUGGUGUUGGAUGAUAACAAGGAUCAGAGCCCGUGUGAAGCACGUGGAAGACACCCAGAAGGAGCAUAUGCCACCACAAUGCUUCCUAAUCAUCACCGGCAUUACACGCACCAUGGUGUGUUUGAGGACUUUGCCUGCUAGACAACUAAAUGGUGGAAGCGCAUUCACCUGAAGCCAACUGUGUUCCUUGGUGGACAUAAAGACAUUAUCUCUGAACAUAACCCUGCCGCCAUUUCCUGCAAAGGAACGCAAAACCCACUGACUACAAUAUGGGUGGACUCACCUUCUAAACCUAUGCCUAAAUCUAUAUGAACUUAAGGUACCUUUGGAGAGAUUUGUCCAUGAUAUCUACAGGAUACCACAAAUUCUCCACUUUGCUGCCUUUCUUUAAUGCAGGAAGAUUCACCCCAGUACCCAUACACAGUAAGAGGUCUCAUUGGUCAUCCAAUAUCUGCUAGAUGACUCUAAGUGAUCUCUUCCACACCUAAGAAUAAAUGACUUUUAUACAGCUAUGUCACCUGUAGGGAACCAUGGGAACAUUUUGGACUUAGACAAUAGAAUGUUUCCAGUAUCUCUGUUGAUUAUAAAUAGUAGCAGGUUAUAACUUGUAACCAUGUCAAGAGAUAAGAUUGAUAUACAGCAGCAUAGACACCUAAACAUCUCUAUGUCUUUAUUAACCGUUUCUAUGGAUUUUUAUAUAAUAUAUAUCAAGCUGCCAAGUAAUGCAGUACAACGGGACAGGCACCAUUCCUCCAGAUCUUAAAAAUGCAUUGUCCGGUAAUUUAAGCACAGCAAUCUAAAGCAAUUUAUUUAAUAACCCUCUAAACAACAAUAAAAUAAGGUCUUUGUGGAUUUAUAAAGGACGUUGUGGAUCUAUAAUGGAAGUCCAAAACCUUUUUGCAUGAAAUGAAUUAGCAGUGGUACAUAAUGAGAGAUAGAAUGGCAGUCUUAGCUUGCCUGGGAAAACCAGUAUGAACUCCAGGGAUAAAAGGACAGGGCAGUCUCUCUUUUUUUGAGAGUGCCUGUAGAGUUCUUUAAAUUAUGACUUUAAUAUAAUAUUAAUUUAUUUUUGAGGCUGAUUAUAGUAACCCUUAUAGCAAUACCAUAAUAUCACAGAGGUUCCCAGGUUGUGGUUCUGUCCCUCCAAGGGGAGUCAAGACCAGUGGCCUCAGCCUAAAGACCAUUUAGGGUGAGAUUUCUCUCCUAGAUACUUCUGAUAACCCAGUUUGAUGGUCAAUUAGCCUGAAAUCUUUGGUGAGACAUAGCUUUAUCCAUUAAAGUAAGGUUCUAUCUAUCAUUUAAAUUGAGAUGAGAAUGGUGGGUGCGAGGUACAAGAGAAGUGAGGCAGCUCAGGCAAAACUGAACAUUCAUCACUAAAACUGUCAAUCAGCUGACCUCUGACAAUCAUCAAUCUGACAAUUAGCAAGUUCUUCAUUUGGUUUAUCUUGAAUUGAAUGGGUCCCAAGGUACAAAAAUAUGCACCAGGUAUAAAGAAUCUGUUGGACACUGAAGGCAUUUUUCAGGAAGCCAGAAGGACAGCUCCCAACUUAGAAAAACCACCGCAAUUAGUGCCCCAGGCAAUAAUUUUGCAUAGCGAAGGGCAAAAGGCAUCCAUAGGAGACUGAAGCAUACUGGUGGCACCUGGCUCCCAUUCCUCUGUUGGGUCCACAAUGCCCUUGUUCAGCAAUGAAUACUCACAGUGAAGAUGCCAAGCAAUGAGCGCAUCAGAAAUAUUAUUUCUUAAUGAACAUAGUACAUGGGGUUGUAAAUCAGCACUGUGAAUGAUACAAAUCACUAUUUUGGGGGCACUUAGUUCACUACAAAAGACAGUAAAAUAAAUGAGAAUUGCAUCAUUAGCAAAAUUUAAGCCAUUUUCUACCCCUGUAAUGACUCAUUCUGGCCUGCUGGCUGCCAUGUGGCGCUAGCCUUUGCCACAUGGAUAUAAAGCAAUUAGAGAAGGUUACAGUUCUAUCUCCUAUUAUUAAUUAACACAAUGUACUGCUCACUUGGGGGCUGCAGGAAAGACUUGUUUUGACUGUAAAAUGUUCUACUGUUAAAUAAUUCAAAAUAAAAAGAAAAGUAUUUUUAA